AUGUCGUUUUUUGACACCCGUGUUGGUACAAUGUCACCCAAUUCACAAUUAGAACAUGAAAAACGUGUGCGACGCGAAAUAGCUAAUUCAAAUGAAAGGCGUCGUAUGCAAUCAAUUAAUACCGGCUUUCAAAGUUUAAAACAACUCAUACCUCAUUCAUGUGGAGAAAAACUUAGCAAAGCAUGUAUUUUACAACGUGCAGCUGACCACAUAAAAGGUCUUCAAACAGACAAAGACAAAUUACAAACACAAAAUGAACAGUUCCGUAUUUUAAUUAAAAGUUUUCAAAUUGAUUCUACAAGUGUUUUACAGGCACAAAGAGGACUAUCAACAACAGAUCCUGAUGAGGCUGUUUUGUUGUUAAAUGAAAAAGAUGAUGAAGAAGUAUCAUCCGAUUUAAGCUCAAAAUUAUCAAAUGAAGAACAAACACGUUUAAUACAUGAUCUUAGGAAACAUCAAGCAAUUAUUCAAAAUUGGCAUGCAUUGGAAAAUGUAGCACAUUAUGUUCAAGUACAAAAGGAGGAUCGUCACAAUCGAGGGCUGUAUGUGGGUACCUCACCGCGACAUAUAUCCGAUACACAAUCAUAUUUAACAGUCUAUGACAAUCGUUCAUCUUCAUCUCGUGCAGCAACAUCAUCGUUCAGCAACAAUAACCAACAAAAUGCAAAUACACUUAAUACAAAUGUCAAUCAUGGAAAUGUUGUGCAACAGCAUUCUAUUAUCAAAUCCGUUCCGGACCAAAUGCAAAAAAGAUCGCCAUCAGACAUUACCUCGCCCAACUAUACAGGUUCGCGUUCAUCGCCAACCGCGAACAGUAAUAAUAACAAUAGUAAUAAUAACAAUAGUAAUAAUACAACAACAAUUGCUCCAUUGGCUCCUGCCACUGAUACGUAUUUUAUAUUAAAACAACAUGGUGGUCCUAACAUACCAAUACAACGAUAUAUAACCAAUUCACUUGAUUCCAAUAGUAAAGCUGAAAAUGAUAAUGGCAUUGUUAUUGUUGAACGGUGUCAGUCAAGAGCAAGUAGUAUGGAUACAACUAAUCAGCAAAAUUCAUCAGAUUUAACAUCGACAAUGACAACAAUACCACACAACAAUGAACAAACAGUUUCUAGAAGAAAUUUGCAAACAAUUGUUGAAGCUAUUCGACAUUUAGAAGGUGAUAAUGUACUAGAUUCAUUAACACCCGCCGAGCAUUCUUAUAACCAUCAUCCAAAUGAGCUAUCAGCAUCAUCAAUUAGCGUCAUGACGACACCCCAAUUAAACACAAAUACUGAAGCAACACACACAUCUCCGACAACAAAUCACCAACAACCAAAUCAAUAUGUUUAUCACGCUCACCGACCUGUACAUGUAUAUCAGCAACAUCCGAAUUAUCCACCAUCCACAGUAGGAUCAUCAUCAACAAGUCUUGAAAUACCGGCUCGUAUACAACAAAUGUUGAAUGAACAAUUUCAACAACAAACAACGACAACAGUUAAUAUUAUUAAUUAUGAUCAGCAACAGCAACAAAAACAUCAUUCAGUCGUAACAAGUCCAAUAUUUAUCGAAGGAAAAAUGCAAGAACAACAUAACAGUCCAAUGUCGCCUCAACAUCGUACAACUGUUACCGCUCCUCCGAAAAAAAGAAAAUUUACUUACACAGAAGUAGACGAUAAUGAACAGAUACAGCCGCAACACCAUUCAAAUAGUGAACAACAGCAAUCACUAAUAACAAAUUUAGUUUUAUUAUCAUCAGAUGAGACUGCAAUGGGAAAUGAAACUGUUGGACAGCUUGUAUUCAGACAUCAAUCACGUUUGCCAUCACCUUUGCUAGUAUCCCAUCAACCUCGUCAGGAACAAUAA
Molecule: messenger RNA, 1845 nt
Organism: Didymodactylos carnosus
Lineage: Eukaryota; Metazoa; Rotifera; Eurotatoria; Philodinida; Philodinidae
Source: the annotation of a GenBank genome assembly